Messenger RNA from Oncorhynchus tshawytscha (Chinook salmon), 4599 nucleotides. RefSeq names its product G protein-coupled receptor kinase 1 a. The coding region runs from base 2008 to 3693 and encodes 561 amino acids. Gene Ontology annotation, biological process: protein phosphorylation; regulation of signal transduction; signal transduction. The transcript has 7 exons. Gene Ontology annotation, cellular component: cytoplasm. Gene Ontology annotation, molecular function: rhodopsin kinase activity; ATP binding. The record is from RefSeq and is a predicted model, not a curated record. NCBI's taxonomy places the organism in Eukaryota, Metazoa, Chordata, Actinopteri, Salmoniformes, Salmonidae.
CUCUCAGUAUCUCUCUCUCUCUCAGUAUCUCUCUCUCUCUCUCAGUAUCUCUCUCUCUCUCAGUAUCUCUCUCUCUCUCAGUAUCUCUCUCUCUCUCUGUAAGGGCCGUUGAAGAAUGUUUUUCUGGGUAUGAAGAGUGUGCAGCCCUCUUCUCCUCAGAGGGGGUGGUCCUGAAUCACAUGCUGCACAUUGGCUCUCUGGGAAGUGUAGUCUAUGGCUUUGGCACUGUGCUGCAGCAUUUCUCUGUCUAUUAUCACCCUCUUCUUGGCCAGCCACCCAGCUGGAGAAUAAAGGGAAAAGAAACAUCUUCCAGACAACACACUGCUGUCGGAGAAUGUAUAGUGUUCCUUGUGUGUGAAAUAGUUAGCUUUGUUAUGUUUUGAUUUCUUUGGACAGAUUCAAUGGUGAACCACUGUUUCAAGAUGGCUGCCAGUGCAACUGCCCCCAGACCGCUGGCUCAGAGACACUCACUGGAUCCAAAAUGUCCGGUUUAGUCGCCACAACGCCUAAGAAAGUUUGGGACUGCAUUUCGAAAGUGUGGACACUGUUUUGUUAUCCCCCUCUUUUGUGGCAUUGAUAUCAAUGGGCUGGUGUGUUGGGCUAGCUUCCUCUCAUUCUGUAGGCAGCUGCUUUUCUGGUCCUUAUUUGUUUAAGUUUUGGAGAGCGCCCUUCCGGGCACGAGCGAGGAAAAUAACUCUCCUACCCACGCUCCCCUAUAGGAAAAUGUUAAGCUUUGUGUUUAAAUGAUGUAAACUGAUCCUAUGAAGAUUGUAGUUUAUAACAUCCUUUACAGGUCAGUGGUGGAAGGAAGACCUGGACAUUAAUGAUGUAUCUAAGAUGUGGGUUGUAUAGGUCUGUCUCCAUGGACCCCCUUCGAAGAUCUCCUCUUCUUUUUUUAACUGAAUAACAUGUACUGACUCUUCCAAAAGACCUUUUCUGUAAUCUAAUAUCAUUUUGUCAAUUAAAUAUAGAGAAUGUUUUAACAAGUUUACUUCAGUUAGUGGUUUUGUGCGGUGGUCUAAUCUGAAAAGCAUAUGGUAUUUUGCACUACUCAAUUGGCUUCAACAGCUGAAAUAGCACCGUAAUAACCUCAAAUAGGUCAAACAUAUGAUAUCCUUUGGGAACUUUCCUCUGGGAAAUCUGAUGUGUUGACUUGCGGUCUCUAAAGCCUUGUUCACAUUUGGUAUUUUGAUGUGACUCAAAUCCUUUUUCCUGCAGUCAACAGCCAAAAAGCACAUGGAAUCAGAUAUUUCAUGCCACAUUUAAAACCACCUUUGUAGGUUUUUAGACAGUUUGGUAUAUCGUGUUGCUUGCUAGCUACUCUGUUGACAAUUUUGACAAGAACAUGUGUUAGUUAACUAGCUUGUUAAUUGUUUACAAUCAAAUUAUGGAAUGUGCUGAAGGCUAGAGGGAGAUAUAAACAUUUUGCUUUCACCUUUCUGAUCCUUCCAUAUCUAUGAAGGCCAGGGGCCAUUCUGAUGUUUUCGAGAGGUGUCAAUUUUAGACUGCGCCUUACUCCCUCUCUCCCUUUUCUACUGUGCUGCUCCCUUGUGUCUUGUUCUUUAGAUAACAGGUGCUGCUCUGGCCUCCAUGACACAGUCUGAAUACAUCAGUCACAGAUUGGGCUCUCACUCUCAGCCUGAGGUAUUAGGGAGUUAGUGGAUAAAGGCAUUACUGUCUGAAAGGUGCUGAGCCAGGUGUGUGUGAGAGAUACGGGUAAAGCGCUCGGGUCAGGAGGAGGAUCUUGUGUCCUCUGUCCUGCUGCUGGCACGGCUCUCCUUUUCCUUUCUCUCCCGCUGUUCAUCAUUCCUCUCAUCAUUCCUCUCUAAUCCUCCCCUUUUACUGUUUCACUCCCUCUUUCUCCUCUAUCACCUUUUACUCACACUUCAACAUAUUCUUCGUAAUCUCUUUAUCUCACACUAUCCCUCCUUGCCCCCCGCUCUCCUUCACCAUGCUCUCCCUCUGAGUGUCCUCGCUGUCGGCGACAGCCUCUCUCCCUCCGUUGCCAUGGAUUUGGGCAGCCUGACCACGGUGGUUGCCAACUCUGCCUACAUAAGCGCCCGCGGCAGCUUCGAUGGCUCCAACCCGGCAGCCUCGCGUGACAAGAAGUACCACGCCCGCCUCAAGCUGCCCCAUAUCACCGUGUGUGAGGGCCUCCAGGAAACCCUGGACCUAACCUUUCAGUCAGUCUGCGUGGAGCAGCCCAUCGGCAAACGUCUGUUCCGCGAGUUCCUGGAGACUGCGCCCGAAUACCACGGUCCUUGCCACUUGUGGCGGGACAUCGAAGAGUACGACUUAGCCGAAGACACAGACCGGGCCCAGAAGGCAUCUAGGAUUGUCCAGCGUUACCUGGAAUCCUCUGCUAAGCUCUACUGCCCCUUCCUGACCCCGGAGACCGUGACCCAGGUGAAGGAGGCACAGCAGGGUGCUGGGGACACCCUCUUUUCCCAGACACUGGUCUCGGUGCUGGGCUACCUCCAGGAAGUUCCCUACACCUUCUUCCUGGAGAGCAUGUACCUGAAGAGGUUCCUGCAGUGGAAGUGGCUGGAGAUGCAGCCCAUGGAUCAAGACUGGUUCCAGGACUUCCGUGUGCUUGGGAAGGGGGGUUUCGGAGAGGUGUCUGCCUGCCAGAUGAAGGCCACUGGGAAACUGUAUGCCUGCAAGAAGCUCAACAAGAAGAGGCUGAAGAAGAGGAAAGGCUAUGAGGGGGCGAUGGUGGAGAAGAGGAUUCUUGCCAGGGUUCAUAGUCGCUUCAUCGUGUCACUGGCCUACGCUUUCCAGACCAAGGAUGAGCUUUGCCUGGUUAUGACCAUCAUGAAUGGAGGAGACCUGAAGUACCACAUCUAUCUGGUGGAUGAGAACAACCCAGGGUUUGAGGAGCCCAGAGCCUGUUUCUACGCAGCUCAGAUCAUCCAGGGCAUGGAGCACCUCCACCAGAAGAGAAUCAUCUACAGAGACCUCAAACCUGAGAACGUGCUGCUGGACAAUGAAGGUAACGUGCGUAUCUCUGACCUGGGUCUGGCAGUGGAACUGAAGGAAAACCAGACAAAGAUCAAAGGCUAUGCCGGAACUCCAGGGUUUAUGGCCCCAGAGCUCCUGAAGGGGGAGAAGUAUGACACCUCAGUGGACUAUUUCACCCUAGGGGUCACACUGUUUGAGUUUAUGGCCGCCAAGAACCCCUUCAGGGAACGCGGAGAGAAGGUUGAGAAGGAGGCACUAAAGGAGCGCAUCAUGACCGGGACAGUGGUCUACCCAGAGACAUUCAGUGAGAACGCCAAGUCCAUCUGCUCUGCGCUGCUGGAGAAACAGGUGGACAAGAGACUAGGUUUCAAGGACGGGACCUGUGACGAGAUCAGGACACACCCCUUCUUCAGCACCAUCCACUGGACAAGACUGGAUGCAGGCAUCCUGCCCCCCCCGUUUGUCCCUGACUCCAAGGUGGUCUACGCCAAGGACCUGGAUGACGUGGGGGAGUUCUCCUCGGUGAAGGGAGUGGGGCUGGACGACCCAGACCGCGUGUUCUUUGACGAGUUCUCCUCUGGGAACAUUGCCAUCCCCUGGCAGGAGGAGAUGAUUGAGACGGGGAUCUAUGGUGAGCUCAAUGUGUGGGGACCCGCAGGCACCAUACCCAACGACCUGCGCAGAGAGUCCAUCUUGGAACAGCCCAAGUCAUCCACCUGCUGCUUGGCGUGAUUGUCUCUUUGGAAACGGAGGACGAAGAAGGGAGCUCAGACGUUCCGGAUCAGACCAACCGUAGCUCGUUGAAGUUGUGUUUAGUACACGCGGAAGUGCUGCCAACUGAAUAUUGUUUUGAACGCUUUAUGUUUAGAGUAGAACAAUGAGAGAAACUGUAAAAAAUAAGAAAUAAACAUACACCUCAAAGGGCAUUGAUGGGAAAAUGCGUCGCCAUCGUGACAACACCUGGACCCAGACAAACACUCAACACAGUCCAGAACAGCAAAUCAGGUUCUACACAAUAACGUUGCCAUGGAGAUGGAACUCCUGAGUGGCAUGGCAUUCUGACUGUUCAUUGGUUGAGAUUGAGAGAGUGUUCCGCUGCUCUUAGAGUGAAACUGUUAGAUGGACUUUGGACCUUUGUACUUCAGUUGCGCCCAGCAAUAGAUAUUCUGUAUUCUCAAAGCAUACUGACAGAUCAUUUAGCAGCAUCAAGAUAUAAGUGUGUGUGAGUGAGCGAAAACGAGAUGUUCUGAUUCUGCUCACUACAACACUAGUGAAAUGUGCUAAGAAACAUGAAAUCUUGCAGUUCUCUAAAUAUGUCGAUAUACACUGAAUCUACCAAACAUCAGGAACACCUUCCCAAUAUUGAGUCCCCCCCCCCUGCCCUCAGAACAGCCCCAAUUGAUCGGGCAUGAACUCUACAAGGUGUCACAGGGAUCCACAGGGAUGCUGACCCAUGUUGACUCCAAUGCUUCACACAUUUGUGUCCAGUAGGCUGGAUGUCCUUUGGGUAGGGAACCAUUCUUAUUACAUACGGGAAAAUGUUGAGCGUGAAAAACCCAGCAGCGUUGCAGUUCUUGACACCAACUGGUGCGCCUGGCACCUACUACCAUACCCUGUUCAAAGGCACUUAAAUUUUUU